ACCAUGGAGACGGGAGUCGCCAUUAGUUAAUCUGCGGCCGCCCUUCUCUGAACGCCAAAAUGAUCAGUUUUUGACGUCUUAAUCGAUAACUGAGCUGCUUUACUUCCCACGCCACUGACAUAUCGAGAGAUGUCGCAGAGUUCAUAUAGCCAGAUGUGGAAGGAAGCCAUGUUAGAGCUAAGUCAUCUGCUGGCUGAAGAACUCCCCCCUGAACCCCCUCCACCACAGCGAGACAGGCUGGUCUUCUUCCAGCAACUGGCAACACUUUAUGUGCGCUACAUUCAAGUCUUCAGGCAGCUGGAGGAAGCCCACAAUGGCCUGGUCCAUCCUCAAAAGAGACGAUUAAUUCGUGUGAUUUUGAAUGGUGUGAUGGGAAGGAUCCUCGAGCUGAAGAACGACAUGGUGGAAACAGAGUUUUCAGAAUACCACUAUGUGAAUGAUGUCCUACAUGCGCUGAAACUCACACCUGCCGAACUUGAGAUACCCAUUCCACACUUUUUUCUCAAUGAACGCAGCAAAGAAGUUGAAGAACGAAAAACAAUGGUGAUGGAGAUUUUAAAAAAGGUCGAGGAUACGGAAAAUCCUGUUUCUCUGCACACUUCACUGGACAGGCUUAUGACUGAAAAGGAAGCCAUACAGAUCUUUCAAAUGGUAGAGAGGGCGCGGCAGGGCAGAAAAAGAGCUAAGUUAAGCAAGCAGACGAAAAGAGCCAAGACCACUGUAGCGCUUAGCCCUGAGGUUGCUGCCAUCCGGAUUCAGAAGGUCUGGAGGUCUUAUAUAGAAAGAAAGAAAAGGGAUGAGAUGAAGUUUUCCUUUGGAAUAGUAGCGUACACGGAAUAUGACACCCCUUCUUCAGCAGAGAUUGCUGCCCAAGCUAUUAAAUCUUCUAUUCAAAUACAACAGAAGAAGCACGAGGAAGAUUACCUAAAGUCAGUGGAGCAAAUCUUGAAGCAGCUCAGAGAAAUCGAGUCCCAAGACAUGAGCAACACAAUGAAAAAUCAGAUUCGGCAGUGGUUUUAUGAAUGUCGUGACGCCACAGGAGUUUUUCCAGACUACCCAAGUGAAGAGGAUGGUGGCUCAGCUCUCAUAUUUUCUGAAAAAACCCCUCAGCAGUUAAUGGAGGAAAUUAAGGAAUCAGAAGAUGAAGAAAAAAGGAGCAAGAUGAAGAAAAAAGAGGAAGUAAGAGUAAAUGAUGAGGAUGCGGGGUUGAAGAAGAUGCCCUCUGCUUUCCUUUCAGACUUGGAAGCAGCAAACAAAAGGUUUGAAGCGGUUUGGAAAAACCGUGAUGAGUCAGAAAACUUCACUCAGAUGCACGAGGUGGAGUUGAUAAAAGAAGAAAUAAGAAAAGUCAUAAAAGCAGAAGUUCGAAUAAAGGUUGAUGAAGAGAUGCGACAGGAACUCUCUGAGUUAAAGCUAGUAGUGGAUAAAGACAAGGGUGCCAAAGCAAGAGCGUAUGCUAAGAAGAAAAAAGUAUCCAAGGGUGGAAAAAAGAGGAAAAAGGAAAAAGAUCUGACAGCUGAUAGGACUUCUGAGUCUCUUUGCCAGGAGCUGGUGGAGCAAGGAUUAAUAAAACAGGCCAAAAAUGUUAGGAUGCAAGAUUUCUUGGGAGAAUCUAAUUAUCUUGGGACUGUUCUGAGACAAAAUGAUGUUGAGCCCAUGCCAUCAUUGCUAGAUGUCCGUGAAGUCUUGACCUUAUAUGCAAUUUUACCAUUGGGCUCUCAGGAGGUUCAUGAGAAGGCUCCUUUAGUAAAAUCCAUAUUGCUGGUGGGGCCCACAGGUGUGGGUAAGCACAUGUUGGUCCAUGCAGUUUGUCGGGAGACAGGUGCCACCCUGUUUGAUUUGUCCCCCUAUAACACAGCGGGAAAAUACCCAGGCAAGAAUGGACUGACAAUAAUGCUUCAUAUGGUCUUUAAGGUUGCGAGGCUUCUGCAACCAUCUGUGAUAUGGAUUGGAGAGACAGAGAAAAUUUUCUACAGAAAAGUUCCCAGGGAGGAAGAAGAGUUAGACCCUAGGCGACUAAAGAAGGUUUUGCCAAAGUGUCUCAAACUGAUCAAAGGAGAAGAUCGUGUCCUGAUAAUCGGAACAACAAGAGACCCACAAAGUGCUGAUAUUAAAGCGUUGUCUAAAAUGUACAGCAAAAUCAUUCUCAUCCCCAGACCUGACUACGGCUCAAGAUAUGUUUUAUGGAAAAAACUUAUCGAAAAGCAAGGAGGUAAAAUAAAGACAGUUGACCUCAGCAAUCUAACGAGGUUAACUGAUGGCUACACUCCAGGCCAUAUGGUUCAAGUCAUCAACAGCCUAGUUUCCGAAGUUCACAUCCAGGAGCUGGAAAAACGAUCCUUCAUCGCUGAUGAUUUUAUUCCACCAUUGAGCAAGCUGGAGCCCGUGUUCCAGAAGGAAGAGGAGGCAAUAAAAAGCUGGUAUGCGAAGACACCUCUAGGAAAAAGGAGAUAUAAAGCCGCCACUGGAAAAGAAGAGCAAACACCACCUAAAGGGAAAAAUUCAAAGAGGAAAGAUAAACAUCAAAAGAGUUUAAAAAAAAAGCAAAAAAGCUGAUAAAAAGAAUAAAAAAUAAAAUCAAACCCUUCCAAUAAAAAUCAGGCUAUCUUCAAAUGUAAAAAAACCAUGUUAAAAAAUAAAAUGGUCUGUGAAAUGAGAACACCUAUGUCGCCAUCCUCUGCUGUUUUUCAUGUCCCAACAGCACUCAGCAGAGAUUAUUCUGUUGAUAGAGUUUCAACGGUCUUAACAAAGCUCCACAGCACAUGGAGCUGUCCAUCAAAAGGGCUUAGACACAGCUAGGGUUGCUGCUGGCUUUGUUUCAUGCA
This is a messenger RNA of Cyprinodon tularosa, 2825 nucleotides long. RefSeq lists its product as uncharacterized. The record is from RefSeq and is a predicted model, not a curated record. The transcript is spliced from 19 exons. Lineage: Eukaryota; Metazoa; Chordata; Actinopteri; Cyprinodontiformes; Cyprinodontidae. Gene Ontology annotation, molecular function: ATP binding; protein binding; ATP hydrolysis activity. The coding region runs from base 130 to 2556 and encodes 808 amino acids.